GAACCGCCCUAGACAUGUGGAACAAGAGAAAAAUUUGAGUUUAUUUGCAAGGAGGAGCGCGGGACAGGAGGCCUGCAGAACUGCUCAUUCCUGAUUCAUCUUGACUGGAUAAGCGAGUUAACGAAGCAUUCGUAUUUCCUCAUUUUCGUACCGAAAGGAAUUCUCCCCCCCAAGCGCGCAAGCUUUGAUCAUUGUGUUGCACCAGAAUUUUGAAACAACAAAAAUGAGCACCGCAGACUCAAUGGCCUACGAAGUGCUAGUGGCGAGUGCGCCAUUGCUCCUGUACUUCGGACCGGCCCAACUUUUUUGUCAACUUCGGAAACAAGAAGAGAAAAACAAAAGGCAGCGAGAGCAGGAAGCGAACAAAGGCGCAGAAACAACAGGAGUUUCGGGAAAAAAAUGCAGCGGCUUCUUAGGAGAUGGAACGGAAUUGACUGGUCAUUUUUCUGACGACGCGGAAGUAGGACAGAUGGGCGGUCGAUAUAAUUCUACUGUGGCUCCCGCACCGGGCACUGAAAAGAACGAUGUCGACAGCCUCAGCUCGCGUACAACCCCGCACGAAAGUAAAAAGUGCCAGAUCAGAGCCGAUUUUCUCAGAAAAUUGGAUGAAGAGGCAGAGCCGAACUUGAGUGAAGAUGCACUUCUGCAGAUGAAAAACCACCGCUCGGAAAAUGAUUUCACGGCGUCAACAACGGAUACGUUGGUCGUUGGACGACCCGGACUGGCGGAGGUUUUUCCGCUCUCACCCACACCAUCAUCAGGCGAGCUGGUGAUUGCAGAGAACCUCCUUCAUCACGCGGACCAGGCGGAGGACGAGGAGGUGGCACGCCUCCAAGUGGUCACCGUGCUACCUGGAGUUGAUCCGGAGAAAGAGAAUAUCAAUUUUCCGGAGAUGGUGGACGAGGUCGAUGUUUGUAGUGCACAAAGCGUGUCGGCUCCUUGUACACCUACAGUUGAGCGUCUACCUCGAGAAGCUAGUUGCAGUACUCGCUACGGAGAGGAACAACAAAUCUCGACUGCAGACUCGGAGGAAAUUAUAACGCGGGCGGACCACAGUUGUGCUGAGGAAAAGCAAAAGUUGGAGACGCCGCCGUUGCAGUUUGUUGCGCAGUGUGCGAACGGCUGGACUUGGUUGUGCUUCUCAAUCCUGGAGGGUAUGCGUGAAUUGACGGCGCCUUGCGUGGUCCAGGUACUGACCGGAUUUCUGUGGUUGUUUCUCUACUGUCAGUGCUACCGCGCCGAUCUGUAUCGCCGACAGUUGCGCUUUUUACUGGUUUCGCUGGGCUGCUACUUGACGCUGCUGGGGGUUUUCUUUGGUUUCGCACUGGCAGAGUCCCACGGCUACGUACGCGGCACCUUGCUGGAGGCAAAAGAGCCCGAACGGGUGGCGCAUGAACGGACGGAGUUUUCGCGUGCCGUGCAAGCGACCAUCGGUUUCUUUGGCACGGUGACAUUUGCGACCUUGAUGGGGUCGCCGGCGGUCUACGCGUACCGUGCCUAUUGCGAGCGCAACGCGUUGCUGAUGGGGAGCUGGUGCAGUAAUGCGGCCGGGGUAUUCGUCUGCACGAUUUGGGCGAACCACGGGCUCAGCGAGGGGAUUCUCACCAUCGCGAUCGUCAAUAUGUUGUCGGUGGCCUUUUCCUUCGUGUGCCUGCUCUUGCGCCUGUGGCUGUACUGCAGUGAGAAGGGGAGGUCUAGUGCAACGGGAGGAAAGUGCGUAUGACUUUGGUGAUAACCUUUCAUUGUCGAGAAGCUGGGAUGAAGAUUCCUGAUCUCCUCCGCUGCGGAGUCCGCUGUCGUCGAGGAAAGAGAGGACAGGAAGCGCACUGCUCUUUGUCAUGAGUUUUCUAUCGUUUUGUUUCAGGUUUACCUUUUCGUUACUCUGUUUGAAUUCCAGUAAGAACCUAGGCCAAACGUUUUUUUUUCUUGUAGAUACAUAUAUAAGUACAUCAUAAAUAUGCGCUUCUCUCCUGACAACUCUGAUUCAGCAUACUCACUCCGGCUGCUGCUUUUAUUGCUAUAUGCGCCCCAAACACAAUGUCCAUGAACAAACCAAGUAGAAGUACAUAAAGAUCAUGAGCGUAUAGAUACGUCGAUCCCGAACAACUUGUCUUGCGGCUUUGUCCGAAAACUAGUACCAGCAGUACGACGGAACGCUUGAGUGAUUGCAGAACCUUUGCGCGGCUACGAACGAGAACAUCGAUUGUCCAAGAUUACCUCCGUACGGCCACUCAAAUUCGUAUCGCAUGUUCAACGGUAAUAUGAGCGCCCUCCGCGUCCGGAAAGCAAACAU
This is a messenger RNA of Amoebophrya sp. A120, 2293 nucleotides long. The record is from the annotation of a GenBank genome assembly. NCBI's taxonomy places the organism in Eukaryota, Dinophyceae, Syndiniales, Amoebophryaceae.